AUGUUUAUAAUGGUUGCUUACUUUCAGAACAUUCCCGUUAGCGGAUCUGCCGCUGUCGCGCCACCAGAAUUCCUUACAAUAGGCUAGUGAUGAAUUUUAUGUGUUUUUAGAGUAAAUAUGAGGAAAAUUUCUUUCUUCGCAAAACUGAACUUCUUUUAUUUGUUUCAACAGGUGCUGUGUUAUCCGAUAGCCCUCGAGUCGACUAUGAGGACGCCUUUAGACUCGCUAUCGACACAAUAAACAGUAACAACUCAAUAUUACCAAGUACGAAGCUCAGAGUAAUUGUCAACAAGACAGCAACACUGAAUGCUUUCAAAAACAUCGAGAUGGGUAAGUUAUAAAUCGCGAUGCGGGAACUUCGUGUGAAAGUCAGUAUCAAUUUUCGUAAUCCUAGCAUCAAGUUUGCUAAGGAUGAUGUCUUUUUGCUGUUUCACCUGGCUGAGAGAUGAGACCAUGCUGCUAGUAAACAAUCCUUUAACAUGUGGAAAUGAAGGUCAAAAAUCAAAUAUGAUAAACUACUGAUAAUACAAGUUGUUUAAUCCUUAUUAUUCAAGGUCACAAGCAUUUUGUAAAUGUAGUUAGGGCAUGCGUUUAUUUUUUUUCGUGACCGAUUCGGUCGAAGCUCUGUUUGCAUCGUCACUUUUUUAAGUAGCGAUAAACUGUUCCAAUUUUACCCCCUGUGUUUUGCAAUAUCCCCUAGCUUGCAGAUUUGCAUUUUCGUUCAUUUAAUAUUUUGAGGACUGUUGUGGGAGACGUUUUAAAGAUAGUUGUCAGUUAUCUUUAAAAAGGAACUGUUUGGUAACUUCCGUGGUUUAUUCUUUUAUGAUGGUGUUGAUUACAGUUCGACCUUUUGUUAUACCAGGUUCUAUGGCGGGAGAUGAAAGGAGCUCACAAUAUUUUAAAGUUGAACGCAAAAGAAAAUGAAAAUGGAAGAAAAAAAAGGAACCGUACAUGCUGGCUUACUAAGCCAUACAAAAGUUGUAAGGGAAAUCAGGUCAUGUUGAUUUAGAGGCUAAAAUCGCAGUUCUGUUCCAGCUUUUGAUCAGGAAGCACAAAUCAUUCUCAGUUAUGGUUUUUAUUCUUUCAUUUCAUUUUUUUUUUUUAAAUAUAACAGUGCAAUAUCUCAUCAAGAAAGGAGUGGUUGCCAUAGUUGGACCAUUGACGUCUACUGGGGUAAAAUUUACACAGCCUUACUGCGCUGGUUUUCACAUUCCACAGCUUGCACCAGUGGCGACUGACCCAACAUUUUCAUUUACAUCAGCAAACUUUCCAUUCCUUGUUCGCCUCAGUCCGAGCGAUACGAUUCAGUGCCAGGCCUUGGCAGGCCUAAUUUCAUAUUAUAACUGGUCUCAAAUAUCUCUGUUGACAUCAAAGGAUGAUUACGGUUUGUAGAUUUUUUUGUUUUUGUUUUUGUUUUUGGUUUUUUUUUGUUUUUUCUUUUUAAUUGACGUUUGGUUAUUGCUUGUUUGCUUUAUUCUUUGUCCAGUCUCUUUCUGUUUUUUAUUUUUAUUUUUUUCUAUCAUCCGUUGCACCAUUAUUUGAUUUUAUUCAUGAUUAUUAUUUUUUUCGUUCAACUGAAAUCCUGGUACGACAUAUUGAAUACACCUAAAGUAUAAAAUGCCAGUGAUAAAUCAAUUUGCUUGAAGCUUAUUCCACUCUUGCCUGAACGAUAACUUUUAUUUUUUUAAUAUGUGAACAUAUUAACUGAGUUAUCUUGGUAGUAUAUUAAAUGAUAAACUAACUCACCUCAAUUCCGUACAAUGUUCAAAUCAGGAUCAAAAUCUCAAAGAUGGAAUAGUGAAAUAAUCUCAUAUUGUCUAUAUCUUUAGGUAUUAAUGGUCUCUUAGCCCUAAAGGAUAUCGCAAAUCAAAAAGGUUGGAAAAUCUCUGCAAACGAACAUUUUGAUCCUAUCAGUGACUAUGCUUCCCUGGAUGUGAGUCCACAGCUCGAGGCGAUAAGAAAAACGCACACCCGGAUUGUUGUCUUGAAUACAAUGGCACGUUACACAGUUGUUGUACUUACACAAGCUUUUAAUAUCGGAAUGCUCAAAGAUUGGGUAUGGAUCGUUACUGAUGGCUCAACUAAUACAGUAAGUCCAUCCGAAAGAGCCUCUAUGUGUAUGAAACUUAAACGUCGUGAUGUUAUUAUCCAUUUAAGGUGCAUUUUUCUAGUGGCAUAGUACCAUUUCCUCCUCUCUCAGUAACCCGGUGUUAUGCAACCUUCCCCGCGACAUUCGUUAGCUUUUGUGGGGUGGUCCUGCAUAUUAUAAUUGAUUGCAAUUGGUAAAGAGCUUUUGAAUGAUAUUUUGGUCAUGGGUAGACAAUGAAUAAGGUCAAGGAGUGGAGACGAUAUUAUCGUUGACACUGGAAUGGAGAAAAGGCAGGAGCUAGACAACUCAGGCAUAAUUAGUGCAAAUUUUGACUACAAAAAUAUUUUCGAGCUGGUUAAAAAACUUUCUGGUUUUACUGAAAGUGUGUAAUUCUCUUUCUUCUAAGGACUGGAGCUUAAUCCCUGGCGACUAUCCACUCCAUGAAUUUUAUGGUGUUAUAGGAACCAGGCCCUCAUCUGGUUCUGGUAAAUUGUACACAGAGUUUUCUCGCGUGUGGAAAUCGGAACGCCGCAGUGGAGUCAGUGUAAGCCCUUUCUCAAUGUCCUUUAACACAAAUAUAGCUAUAAGUUUUAGAGAGCACUGUAAGGAGAGGUAUUGCUUUAUCCUAGUUAAGGUGAUUUUUAAUUAACAAUGACCAAUUGUGAUCAGACUAAGUCGCAGGUAUCGAGAAGAGUUAGUCACAAGUGUUUAGUAUAUCGAUGUUUUCUUCUUUUUAAUAGAUACCAGGAGGAAAGAGCUACGACUCAGCACUUGUGAUAGGGGCAGCUUUGAAUAAAAUGAUCAAAGACGGAUUUGAAGUGAAAGAGGUCUCGCUUGAAUUCGAUUUCGAAGGAGAAGUCUCAACCCGGCCAUGGCCCCCAGGUCAAAGACUAAUGGACUAUAUUAAAAAUGUAAGUGCGAUUUAUUAUCGAAUCCAAUUACUUUCGAUGUUACGAAACGUCAUUAUCCGUUGUAUGACAUACUUUUUUAUUGUUCUGCAUGAAGGUUUCCACUGAUGGUUUAAUGACAUCCUUGUCAUUUGAAGAGAACGGCUCACCCACGUAUGCAGAAUAUGAUAUCGUCAACCUAGGAAGGACUGGUUUUAUUCAGGUUACUUAUUAUAUUUCUUUUCCAUUUUAGUUACACACGGUUAAAAAGGAAUGAAACCCCCUAUUAAUUCAAAAUUUAUUUGUCUAUGUUUGUAAAUAGAAUAAGUGAGAUGGUAAGUUUUGAGCUUCGUAAAGAGAAGGAGAAAGAUGAUUUUUCGUCUUGUCUCCAGCGUGGGAAAAAGAAAACUAUGCGUCCCCGUGAAUAAUCGAACCUCAGACCUUUGGAUUCAAAACUUACCAUCUCUCUCAUUCUAUUUACAAAAAUGACGCUAUCGACAUUGCUGAUCCUAGCAGUAUGCAGGAAGCGUGUCGUAUGAACUUCGUAAUAAACCUCGCUCAGUGGUAGGGCAUCGAAGCGCAGAAUCCGGAGGUCUGAGGUUCGAUUCCUCAUGAGGACUCGAAUUUUUUAUUUGUCCCACGCUCGUGACAAGACGAACAACAUCUUUUUCUAUGUACUUGCCUAAUGUGAAUUAAUUCCCACUGGAUCAAGCGAGAUUCGCUGUUAAAGUUAAUUAUCCGAAGUGGAACCUCGCAGCUCGCUUUUUGACAAACCUUUAUUUAUACUUAGGGUUAAGCCCACCGUUAGUCAUAGAAGCUCUCGCUUACAUGACGUGACUUUCAAAGUCAGUUUUGAUCGGAGUAUUUAUUUAUACCUAAAACGUUUUGAUCACUGAUAAAUUCAGUCGGGACACCCGUAAUGCCGAAAAGGAUUGGUUUAGUUCAGUUUUAGUACCACCUCUAACAAUCACAAAAGCCAGUAAGAUCUGAGGUUCAAAUUCUUUCGAGCACAAAUACUUCUCUGUCCCAUGCUCGUCAGAAGAGUUCAACAUCUACACUUAUUCCAUGUUCUUGCUCUUAUUCGUAUUCGAGUGCUAUCCUUUUAAAUACAGGUUGGUCACUGGAAUUCAAGAAAUGGGAUCGUAAUGGAUCCUCGACAGCCCGUGAUCUGGCUUUCUGGUUCUAUUAAUGUUCCCACAGACACUUCAACUGUAGUAGAGAACACAACCAUUAGGGUUGUUACCGUCAUCGUAAGUAAUGGACAAUGGACCUGGUGUCUUUAAUUUUUUUUUAUAUAAUAGUAAGCCGAGCCAAGGUUAUAAUGUAUAGAUAACCGAAAUGGCUUGCAAAUACCGAUAGAGCUAAGUAGAAGGGUGUAUUUUAUCGUUAUCAUUUUGCCCAUGUAUGUGUAGGUGAGAAAUGCUAGGAACCGAAAAGGAGUGCGCAAGGCGCAAAAUUGAAAGGUCAAGUUGACACUCCAGUCUCGGAUCAGUUUGAGCUGUUCUUCAGAAAGAUGCUCUCGUAUAGCUCUCUCCAUCAAGAAAUAUUAUAUGAAGAUGAUGGUAGGAGCAACCCAAGAGGAAAAAAAACUAUAUUCUGGAGGAGGUAGCAAUAUUACUUAUCACUUCAUACCAUUGAUACUGAACGUCCGGCGAUGUCGUUAUUUUGACUUGAGUGGAGGAUUGUGUAAAUCAUGUACAUAUGCUUAAUAGAUGUAAUAGAUCCUUUCAAAUAGGAUAGUAUCGCCUCUAAGUAUGUGUUAUUGUGUGUGUUUGUUGCUUUCACAUUUUGCAAUUUUAGGAGAAGCCAUUUGUAUUUAUAAAGAAAUCCAGCACUGGAGAAAAAACGUAUGCGGGUUUGUGCAUCGACUUACUAGAUAAACUAAAGGAAAAGAUGAAGUUCAGAUAUACAAUAGAAGAAUCACCUAAUAAUGUAUACGGUGCACCCGAUAUAUUUACUGGGGAGUGGAGUGGAAUGGUUCGGCAGCUCAUUGACAACGUAAGUUUGGCAUUUGGGACAGUUUUGCUGUACAUAUUACAAUUUCAUUUGCAACUUGUGCCAAAUUUAUACUAUUAUCUAAAAAUUUCACGGGAAUGGAACGCGCAGAGUAUUCGAUGGCACUAUAUGGUACUAUAAAACAGGGCGAAAAAUACGGACGAAAAGUGGAGUAACAAUGUAAAUCAUACUUCUAUAUAGAAUAUUGGAGUUCAAUGUCCUUCCUUUGGGUUCUGUUUCAGAAAGCUGACCUCGCCAUAGGUCCGUUCACAAUAAGCUCGAGCAGACAGACAGUAAUAGAUUUUACUCAGCCCUAUAUGGACGUCGGCCUAUCGAUCAUUAUGAGAAAAGAGGAGGAUAGUGAAUAUAAAGUGUUUUCUUUCCUCCGCCCGUUUGAUUUUAAUCUGUGGUUGGCUAUAGUAUCAACCACCUUAGGAGUUGGUGUAUUUCUGUGGGUCCAUAGCACAUUUAGUCCAUAUGGGUAUCACGGGCGAGUAGCACAGGCCAAAAGUACAAGGUCUAUUUCUAAAGAUGACAUCAAAGCCAAAGACAACUUACGGUUUUUCAACGCGAUUUGGUCUUCGUUCGCUUAUUACGUCAGUCAAGGCCCAGAUGUCUUACAUCCUGUGUCACUUUCUGGAAGAAUGGCAGUGGGAGUCUGGUGGUUUGCAGUCCUCAUAAUUGGUAUGUUAGAUGUGCCAAUAGAACUUGUCUUUCUACCAUUUUAUGUUCUCUAUUGUCAUCAUACUCAUUAGGAGACAGAUAUGUCGGUCAAACACAGUUCAGAAAUCCUAAAUUGCACCUGAAGCGAGGGUCGCCCACCAUUUGCCUAACAUGUGGGCGAAAGCAGAAUAUUUUGUUUAAAAAAUAGACAAACACUUUUACUGAUUUUCAUAAAGAGUUGCCCAACCAAGCAGCUGUGGACAAAUUAGAACACACGCCCUAGGCUGUGAGAUAAUGCUCAAUUACUUCCUUUAACAAGAUGAAUAUCAAUUAUCCUCCGGACUUUUCAUGACAAAAAUUAGUGUUAUAUUUCGAACGUACCAUUUUAGGGGCUACAUACACGGCGAAUCUUGCAUCUUUCUUAAUCGUUCAACGGUUUCAAACUCCAAUACAAUCAGUGGAGGACUUAGCUCGCCAAACAAAGAUCGAGUACGGAAUUCCCGGAAAUGGUCAGACCCAAACGUACUUCCAGACAUCGAGCAUUCCUACCUACGUCACAAUGUGGGAAUUCAUGAAGUCCAGUGGAACUAUUCUUAGAAAUUCCUCCGAAGGAAUCAAAAGAGUUCGCGGAGGGAACUUUGCAUUCAUCUUUGAUUCUGCAGUGCUUGAAUAUCACGUCCAUCAGCCACCGUGCAACACACUUUAUAUGGUGGGAAGGUAUAAUAUUAUGUAAAAUGUUUGAGAGAAAAAGUUAAUUGGCAGCUUGCAUGCAGGGUAUUAUUUUCCAGUUAUCUAAAGUAUCUCUCAAACACUUUGCUGCGUAUUCAAAAAGUGCUGAGGUUUAAGAGGUCUGCGUUUCUAACCUUGAAUUUGAACUUUGGCAACUUCUUCAUGAGAAUUGACGGUUUUAAUUAGCACGGAGAUUGGUGCAAUUUAUCGUGGCCCUCUGACUUAUCCACACUUUGCCUUUUCUCUCCACCUUCUCCUAUAAUGCCUAUAAUUACGUGAGCCAAGCGCAAUAUUUCUUCCCUUUAUCACUUCUCAGGGUAUUUGGAAAGUUUGGUUAUGGCUUUGGCCUGGCGAAAAACUCCCCUUUCACACAUCAAUUUAGCAUCAAUGUGUUGGAACUCAGACAGAAGGGAUACAUGGAAACGAUGAAAAGCAAAUGGCUUGUUGGGACAUGUCAAAAUGACGAAUCAAACGCAGGUGAGUGCACUAAGUCUCUUUCCAAAAGUUUAUAUUGACAUCAACAAGGAAGGGGUAUUGGGGUCUAUUAGAAACCGCAAAACCGUAGAAACAAUCAUCUAAAACUGCAAAACUGCAAACAAUUCUGUCAAAACCGAAAACUGCAAGCAAAACCGUCUAAAGCGAUAAAUUUAUUCCCGUUCAGACCAAAUAGGACAAAACCGAAAGCCACAUCGGAUACCAAAUCUGAAAACCUAUUGCUGCUUUUUACGAAUACCAAAGACCAAAUGCUUCGGACUGAAAGUCCGCAAACUGCGAUGCACACCAAAACCGAAAAACCGACGUUUGUUGGCACAAGCACCGAAAAACCGAUUUAAAAAAAUUGCCGAAACCGCUAAACCCAAUUCCCCCCCCACAAGAAAUGCGUAGGAUCGGAUUUCCUCUUGUAAUAUUCAUAUUUCAUGAUUUCAUGUUUUUCAGUUUCUAUUAUAUUAUUCUAGUAUCCCGUCAGUUAUAUAUGUACAAAUUCAUUUCCAUCUCCUUUGAAUUUUCCUCACAGAUACCUCCUCCUCGAUAAAUACAUCAGGGGAUGUAUUGACGUUCACAGAUCUAUCAGGCGUAUUCUAUUGUGUGUUGUUUGGCAUGGCCUGCAGUCUUCUCGUCUUACUGGUCGAACUCUUUGUUGAAGCACAUAAGGAUACCAAGCAAAAUCAAAAGGAGGUAGCAGUUUGAUUUUCUGGUUUAACCUUGCUAGGGAGUUUUCGUCAAGUACAACCUGACUAUUGAGAGCUUUAAUUGAGCGCGUGAGAUUUGAGCCAUUUGAAGCACUGAGUUUGUUAAAUUACAGAGAUUCCCUAGGCAAGGGAGUGCUUAAUUCUUUAUUUAAAACAGGGGACACUCGAUUUGAUUAAAUUCCAUUCUGUAUAACGAUCAACCUUUUGCGAUAAAUGGUUUGAUGGUCUGUGUAUUUUAGUUUGUUUGAGUAUGUAGAAGGUAUUUUGAAACGGUUUGAAUAUACAUAAAUGAGGUCUGGAACGAAUCAAUCAGUUGCGGACUUUCCUGAAAUUACAAUAAACCUAACUCCGUGUGUAUGUCACUCUGAAACUUUACGUUUACUUAUCAAUUUUCUUCCUAUUAUCACCAAUGGAAUCGAAUGGGUGAGCUAAAGAAAAUUUUCUCUCUACUAGGCCCGAGUUGAGGCACUAAAAAGACGCGUAUGGGCUUCCUGGCGAGCAUAUCAAGGACCAGGUCGCACCAUUACUUCCUCUGUUGACCCGGAAGAUGCCUCACGUUGUUUUCAGACAAGAGAUUGUUCCAACUCAGCUCCAAGAAUGGAUUCUAUAAAUGAACUUGUUAUUGACGACAUUAAAAAGAAGAAAAAUGGUGAACUCAAUGGCUUGAAACGAAAAGAAACAAAACCCCGCGCCUCGCCAAGCCAUAGGAGAAGUUCUUUAGUUUAGCUUGUAAAAAGAGAGUACUUUCCUUGUUGGGCGAUAUUCUGAUAAGCUUAUUUUCAAUCGAGGGCGCAGACAGAUUAAACCUUGGUUCACCAUAGUUUGCAGCGUACCAGAUCAUGUUCUGUACUUACUUAGAAUCCUUUAUCCCAUACAAAAAGAGAUAAUUCGAAGGUCAUCACCAUUGACUGGGCAAUAAUAACGCUAUAAAAGUAAGCGCAAAAUAAUAAACAAACGAAGAAACAAACAUUCGAACAUUCGAAAGCAUGCAAAAAAUAUCACAGGAACAUCAUAGCAUGUAAUUGGCUGGACAUUGUUCAAUGCUUAAUCUCUCCUAGUAUAAUAUCGUGCAAAGUUGGUGUGCGCUAAUCGAACUUCUAUUUCAAAGAAUAUUAUCAUAAAUAUACAACUAAGAUAAUGGAUACUGUGUUAUAAUUUAAAAUUAAUUUUAAAAAGUAAAUGAGAUCCCAAUUGACUGGAAAGUACCCUGUAGCGAAUAGCGAACAAACAAACAAAAAAAUUGUAAAAAAUAAAACUUAUUCACUAAUGCAAUACGAGAAUAAGAUCCUUUGUGUCGAGUAAGACAAUUUUAAAUGGAUUAAGCCUUUCCGCAAUGGGUUUUACUAAGCUUAAUCGGAAGUAUCAGCGGCACUCCAUCGUUUUUCAGGGAGGGGGAGUGGGAUCAAGCGUUGUAAAGAACCACUUCUGAUUUUCUUGCGUUUCAAUAUUUGGAAAAUUAUAUUUCACCAAGUACACUUGUUGCCUGACACUCAAGAUUUUUUUUUUCCAAUAAAACGACGGGAAAAAUUAGCAUGAACAGUCUGUAAAGUCUCAAAAAUUAAAUGCAUUUAAAAUAGCUCUGGAUCUCCAUUAGGUCUUAGUUUCGAAAGAAUAACAAAACAAACAGAACAAAAGCAAUGGGCUAAGAACAAAAAACAAAAAAAUUAAAUCAUCUGUUUCUGUCGUUUGAUUUUAUUAAUUCUUCUGUUUCACGUCAUUUAGAACAAAAGUCUAUAACAUACCAAUUUUAUCAUUUCAUUGCUCGCUUUACAAUUCAAACAUUUUUGAAAUGUCUUAAUUACGGCUUCUGUUUGACUCCCAGCAAGAAAUCAUUGUAAAUCAAUUAAAUUCAAAUUUAGCUCUUGCUGCAAAUAAUCUCAAGGACUUCCCACUGUGCUGAAAAUAAAAGUUCUUAUUUUGCUUUGUUAAGCUCCUAGUAUGUGUCCCAUAGGUCAUUAUGACAAAAAUAGGAAGCCAUCAAUAAAACGGUUUCUGUUGUCAAAAUUGCAAAAAUAUCACGUACGUCAUUUCAAGAUUGUCGAAAGAUCAAAGCUGAGAAUUUGCACAUAUUCUUUUCUUGGAGGGUAGAAAUAUGUGUUCGUUGAUAUUUAUUGCAAUUAUUUCAAUUGUAUUGACCUCUAUUCUCACUGUUAAUGCACGAGUUGUAAAAGUUGGUAAGUUUACCAUGAUGUCAGAUGCACACUCUCGUUGCGUUUCUCUUAAGCACUGAAUAUUUUACGGUCUAUCCGAGUCCAGAAUCUUUAAAGCAUAUAGAAAGGAAUUAUUAUCGAACAGCAGCGAGUUUAAAUCGAUAUGUCUCCUUCUUUCCAACGCGUGGAUGUAAUAUUGUCCCGUCAAGCACUUUCGUUUCAAAACACUACAGCUUAAUUCUAUCUUCAUUCAGUGUUAUCAUUUUUCUCAUUAUCUCCAAAACUGUGUACUUAACAUAGGGGCCAUAUUUGAGAAUGAAAGGUUGAUUAAAUCCUUCCUUGUUGCCAUUGAGGAUGUGAACAGAGAUCCCAACGUUCUACCCGGAAUAAAGCUAGAAGCUUCUAUUAACAUGACCAAACCACUGGAUGCCUUUGAUAAUUUAAAAGCAGGUAAGACUUCAAUUUAAUCCUAGAAAUUAACUUUAUACCAUUUUUAAAUUUUUUACAACGAGAUAAAUUUCAAAUGAUGCACCACUUUGCAAUUUCGUUCCAGCGACAUUUACAGUCAUGUUUUUUUUACUCCUAGAUGCUUCUGUUUAUGUUCUAUAUAAACAACUAGGUAAUAGAUUCACGUGUCUCUGACUCAACAAAAUGCAACACAGCAGAUGCAGCUAUUUGCUGAUAUAUGCUAUAAUUGUGUAUUCCCAGCUCAAUACCUUAUCCAACAAGGUGUCGUGGCCAUAGUGGGUCCUAUGAGGUCAUCAGAUGUGAAAUAUACGCAGCCAUAUUUUUCUGGUUUUCACAUUCCACAAUUCGCUCCAGUGGCAACAGAUCCGACUUUCACCUCUACGCCAGCCAACUUCCCUUACCUCGUGCGAAUGAGUCCGAGUGAUACUAUUCAAUGCCAAGCUUUGGCAGGAAUUAUGAAACAUUAUAACUGGAGUCAGUUCGCUUUACUUGUCUCUAAGGAUGACUACGGUGUGUUGAUUUUAAAGUUACUUUUAAUUCAUAAAAGUCUUAACUCGACCCAGCCAAAAUUGUUGAUUGUAUUGCACCAUUACUGAUCAAAUAACUCUUGCUUUUUAAAACCCUUGAACUGCUAUGAGAGACCAAGACAAAAUUUCUCCUGACAAUAUCCGAAGACAAAUGAAGGAAAAUAUUAAUUAGAAAAUUACUAGGUGAUUCAAAGCUAAAUUAUCCAAACUAACAUCAUAAGUAAUGCAUGACAGACAGCAAGGGGAAUUACUAAUGAGAUGUUGGGAGUGAAAGGGUUAAAAGACGCAAACACUUGUUCCUCUCUAUUGGCUUACGUAGGCUGUGUGUUUUGUGUGGUACACAUCGGUUCAGCAACGGCCCUCUGCAUAGGUUGGUGCUCAUUGAUAACGAGAGUAACGUUUAUGUUCAUAAUGAAUAUCAAAAAGUCGUCGUAUCAUUUCCCAGGUAUUAAUGGCGUCUUAGCCCUGAAGGACGAGGCAUAUAAAAGGGGAUGGAUAGUCUUAGCGCAUGAGCAUUUUGAGCCCGUCUCAGAUCCUAAUUCACUUGACGUUAUAAAGCAACUAAAAUGGAUCCGACAAACUGGCACAAGAAUAGUGGUUUUAAAUUGUUAUCUGAGAUACUCAAGACAGGUAAGUAAGUCUGUACAGACUACUUAUUAGGUAAACACUGUGCACAAUAAUGCAGACCAGUGUCGUUAAAGAAUGCAACAAAGCGAGGACUGGUUGCGUUAUCCUUUACUUUCGUAAUUCUCUACCCCCUUUAUACAUUUACAUGUAACAGUUGGUAAAGAACUGUGAAAAUCGUCAUAGAUGAACUGUAAUAAAUUAAUUUAACCAAGAUUAUCAGUGGAUCACAAUGUCCUCUGCUUAACCUUCCGUAAACGUAGGACUUGCGACAAGAGCUGAUUCAAUACGUUUCUAAAACCGAGGCAAAUUAUGUUUUAAAGCCAGAAGCUCGACCUCGUUUGAAACAGAAAAAACUCAUGACUCGUUACUAACGAGUGACUCCUGCUCAGAGAGAAACUGGUGCCUCAUGGACGUUCCCGCGCCAAUAAUACAAAUGCAAUAACAACGUGGCAUUAAAUUUAUCGUCUGUGGUGAUAAGGUUGAUAUAAAACAGCAUUGUAAAUAUAUUGUGAUGAAAACUCAAAACAGAUCCUAAAACAAGCUGGUGACUUAGGGAUGACGACUGAUUGGGCUUGGAUCAUAACAGAUGCACAAACAGGACGGGUAAGAUAACUUUCUCCGUCGUAAGUGUUUGCAGAACAUAAACUCAACUGAGUAUACAGAAAUCCCCAGUCUACCACCUAAUUGGCGGAGGGGCUGCCGUACGUUUUUCAGGAGACAUAAUGAAAUAAAUGAAAGAAAAAAAUCUCCCAAAUAGGGAGAUGUAAUCUUAAGAGCAUCUCAGAAACUCGAGUUUGACGAGAAUGCCAUAUCCUGCACGGAGACGUCCAGGCCCCCUCAGGCUUUUAUAAUAUGUUUACCUUGUUUCCAUAAUUGUUUCUUUUACUUCUGUUCCAAAGGACUGGCAGACUCUUGGUGGCGAUUUUGUAUUAAAUCAGUUUUAUGGAGUCAUGGGAACACGAUUAGCAUUUGGAGAGGGUUCGCGAUACAAGGAGGUCGCUCAGGAAUGGAAAAGCCAUGAAUACGGUGAACUUGAUGUGAGAAAUGACCAAUCAUGAUUUUCAUCACACGAACCUUGAAAUCUUAUUAGCCCUAAGCAAUGUUUCUGUUUUCCAUUAGAUCUCAUCCGUUUCUUUACUAAUUAGGGAGUGAAUUAAAACAAAUAAUCAGAUUUCAGGGCUUGUUAAAGUAAGAAAUCAGAUCGAACUUUUUGUCGUCGAUACGUCGUUAAGAAAUACUCUCCGACGCAUGAAAUCUUGCUUUUCUUUCUAUAUUAUUGGGAAUAUUACACACAACAUGAUUUUUGCUGAUUUUCCUUCAAGGUUGUCACUGGAAAGUGCUAUGAUGCCGUCCUUGCUCUAGCAUCUGCACUUCAUUAUAUGACUUUAGAUGGUUAUGACGUCAGUGGGGACAAGUUGAAAUUUGAAUUUGGCAAGGGCUCAGUUAAACCUUGGAGAAAUGGAGCGAACUUAAUGAAGUACAUUAAAAAGGCAAGCAAAUAAGAACGGUUAUCCUUUGGUACCUUCAGACUUCCUGUGGGGCGUCUACAUUUUAUGUUCUGAAAAGGAACAUGACAAGAUUACUAAUCAAAGGGAAGGCUGCUGGAGAACACUAUUAAGAUGAAGGGUUGCCACGGAUAUUCGCAACUAUCUGUUUUCUAGACGUGGCCAGCCCUGGUUGAGGUAACUUAACAGCCCUUGAGCAAAUGUACUCCAGAAUAACCAGUUUCACCCCCGGAUUCAUUUUAUUGAGGCUUGAAGAGACACCUUUCCAAAAUUACCUAGAAAAAAGAGUACACGAUUAAAAAAAAAUCAAGAAAUUUGCAGGCAACGAAGGAUGUUGUGUGCUCGAGGUUUGGUGGUCAAUUUUUAGAAAAUGACGCGCAGCUUUUUUCGCGCUCAAAGCUAGAUAGUGAAGAACUAACACUCGCAACGUCAGCUUUAAAAACUCCUCACAGUGGCAAAUUUACUUUACCAACUCAGUUGAUUUACCAAAUUAUCUUGUAAGCCCUUUAACCGACAUAGCAACCUCCUUUCUCUAAAAAGGUACCCCUUUAUUUAUUUAUAGAUUGAUUAUAUCUAUGUAAGAAACAUUAUUAUAAUUGUUAUAUCAUUGCGAAAACAAGAUUUCCUUAAACGUGUAAUUUUUUUAAGAUCAUGUUUUACGAUAGACCUUUACAACAGACAUUUUCAUUCAAAAACAAGAAUUACUCUAACGAAACGUUUUACUAAUAAAUCACAGAACAUUGCUUACAGGUCCGUACCAGUGGCAUUAUGAAUGACUUAGAAUUUAUUGGGGACGGUUCUCCAACUUUUCAGGAAUUUGACAUUGUAAAUUUGGGAAGAACUGGUUUCGUGAAGGUAAGCCAUUAGUCAGUGUAACUAUUUAUAUACUACCAAAUAUAUUCUGGCAGCGAGGGGUUAGAUGGAGGUGGAAACGUCAAACAAUUUUUGGAUAAAUUUGAUUUUUUAUUCUAGGUCGGCAAAUGGACGCCAUCGGAAGGAGUUGUCAUGUUUCCAGAAAAACCUGUACUUUGGCUAUCUCAAUCACUAGAGGCCCCGAGUGAUCGGGCAGACACCGUAGAAAACAUCAGCAUUCGAGUUGUUGCUGUGAUAGUAAGUUACAAAUUUUAGUACAAGCGUCCAGUAAUUUUGACUGUUAGGGCUGAAAUUAUGGGAGUCGGGCAAAAAUUAGAAUAAGAAGUCACAGCCGCUGUCAGGACAGUUUUUUGCCAUUCUAUCGAUCAUGCCCCAAUGAAAGUUUUUGCAACAUAUAUGGGUAGCUUUUUGUCUAUUUACGUAGUAAAAGGGAAGCAAGUUGGAUGAUAAUCCUUAAUAGCCGGCAAUCGUGAUGCUUUGGAAAGCAAAUCUUAAAUGAAGCAGCUUCCCGGUACAGCUUUGCAUUUGAUUUUCUAUUUAUUUAUUUUCAGCAACCACCUUUCGUGGAGGAGAAAGUUGCUAAGACGGGAGAGAUAAUUUAUACAGGAUUUUGUAUCGAGCUACUCGACAGACUUCAGCAAGACAUGAAGUUUCGGUACAGAAUAGAGGUUUUACCUAGUAACCAGUACGGUUCAUGGGAUGUUUUCAGCCAGAAGUGGAAUGGGAUAAUCGAACAUUUAAUUGAGAGAGUAAGCAGUUUUCUCUUUAUUGCUGCUUUGGGACGCCUCAGAUGGGAGAAGCUUCCCCCUCCCUCCUCCAAUCGUGAUCUCAGGUUUCUCGUCAAAGCUAGUCACCUCUCUUAUCACUAAGAAGUUAUUAGAAUAUCAUUAUUGGUAUAAUUGUUGAUGAUCAUGUCUGAGUGUAAGUCUGACGUCCGUUGACCAUAGUGUAUUUAAAAUAAUGCUGAUUUUGCUCUUAUCAGAAAGCAGAUCUGGCGAUUGGCCCUCUAUCUGUCAGCUCACAACGGCAAAUAGCCGUGGAUUUCACUCAACCAUUCAUGCAUCUUGGCUUGUCAAUUCUCAUCGAAAGCAAAGUCAACGUGGACUACAAGAUGUUCUCUUUUCUGAAACCUUUUAACACAUCCCUCUGGUUGGCCAUUGUCGCAGGGACAAUUUUAGUUGGUUUCUUCUUGUGGCUUUACGCCACGUUCAGUCCACGUGGUUAUCACGGGAGGAUUGCCCAGUUACGAGACCAAAACAGCGUAAGGGACGAUCACUGGAGCACAAAGGACUGUCUUCGGCUGUUCGAGUCCGCGUGGUCAUCGUUUUCUUACACAGUUGGCCAAGGAGCCGACGUAGCACAUCCACAGUCCACAUCCGGGAGGGUUAUCAUCGCCUUUUGGUGGUUUGCCAUGUUGAUAAUAAGUAAGAAAUACCAUCCAUUGCUAGAAGAAAAUUUAAAUUCAAUUACGAGUCUCGCUCGAAAAUAGGACAAUACUUAUCAGAACAUUUGCCAUCUUCCUUGUUCUGCUACCUUAUUACAGUGGGAGGUCUGCUUCUCUUCGUAGACGGAUACUGGCGAAGUGUAACAAGCGCCCAUGUCCCUUCUCCAAUGCAUCCUCGGACAGCUCAAUUGAUGAAAUAUUUCUAUUUUAGAUAGAAAGGGGUGCUGUGAGAGUACAGAACUCUUACAUCCAGAAGCUCGACUAAAGGGGAUAACGCAGCGAACAGCUUAUAUAUUUUGCCUGAGAAAUGAACUUAAGUGCUAGACAUUAUUUUUUAAAAAAGGAACAAUUUGACAUUUUUCUCCAACAUUUAGUUUAUUGAGCUCAUCCAAAGUUGCAUUUGCCUUUGGUGUUCCGUGGGUCUCAGAAUUCUCUUUGGGUGAAAUCAUCAAAAGCGUUUGUUCGUCAACGUUUCCAUGUAAUUUUUAUCACCAAAGGUCGCUAUGACUUCUGACUUUCCAUCCUUGCUUUACAAGAGAAGAAAAACAUGAAUUUUUGAAGAUUUUAGAUAUAUGAAAAUUUCACAUAUUUGCACUGCGGUGGAGAGAUGAAAUUAGGAGAUCCUCGCAGCUAAGAACACUACUGAAACGAGUAGUUGUAAAUAGGACCUGAAAAAAAUUCAGGCCCGUACGGGAUUUGAACCCAUGACUUCUGCGAUACCAGUGCAGCGCUCUACCAAUUGAGCUAACAAGCCAACUGGGAGCUGGUCAAUGAAUUGGGUACAAAUAAACAUCCAAGUGAAUGAAGAUUUUAGAUAUAUGAAAAUUUCACAUAUUUGCACUGCGGUGGAGAGAUGAAAUUAGGAGAUCCUCGCAGCUAAGAACACUACUGAAACGAGUAGUUGUAAAUAGGACCUGAAAAAAAUUCAGGCCCGUACGGGAUUUGAACCCAUGACCUCUGAGAUACCGGUGCAGCGCUCUACCAAUUGAGCUAACAAGCCAACUGGGAGCUGGUCAAUGAAUUGGGUACAAAUAAACAUCCAAGUGAAUGAAGAUUUUAGAUAUAUGAAAAUUUCACAUAUUUGCACUGCGGUGGAGAGAUGAAAUUAGGAGAUCCUCGCAGCUGCUGCACCGGUAUCGCAGAGGUCAUGGGUUCAAAUCCCGUACGGGCCUGAAUUUUUUUUUUUUUUGAUCUCCUAAUUUCAUCUCUCCACCGCAGUGCAAAUAUGUGAAAUUUUCAUAUAUCUAAAAUCUUCAUUCACUUGGAUGUUUAUUUGUACCCAAUUCAUUGACCAGCUCCCAGUUGGCUUGUUAGCUCAAUUGGUAGAGCGCUGCACCGGUAUCGCAGAGGUCAUGGGUUCAAAUCCCGUACGGGCCUGAAUUUUUUUCAGGUCCUAUUUACAACUGCUCGUUUCAGUAGUGUUCUUAGCUGCGAGGAUCUCCUAAUUUCACAUGAAUUUUUGUUUUCACAGGUGCGUCUUACACUGCCAAUCUGGCCAGUUUUCUAGUCACGGAUGUCUUUGAGACACCAAUCAACAGCCUUGAAGACUUAGCUGCCCAAACGAAAAUCAAGUAUGGCUGCGCUAAAGACAGCCACACCAUGGCAUUCUUUCAAAUGUCACGCGUUCCAACCUAUGCAAAGAUGUGGGCAUUUAUGAAACGUCACGACACUUUGGUGGAAAACGUGACCGAGGGUAUCAGAAGAGCGAGAAAGGGUGGAUAUGCUUUCAUAAGUGAGUCAGCUGUAUUGGAUUAUUACACAGAACAAAGGCCCUGCAACACGUUGACCACAAUUGGAAGGUAUGGUGUAAGUUAUGUAAGUUACGUUUUGCAACUUGAUGAAUUUGUGUACAAUCAAAAUCAAGUCUCUAUUCUAUAUCGAAUAUUUUCUUUUUUGCUGGCCAUACAGAAAGAAAAAAAAGGUGAAAGCUAUGGAAAAUGUAACAAAUUUCUGGCGCAUGGCUGACCCUCAUCCCUAGGGAUCAAUCAUUGAAAUCGCUGGGGAAGGGGAGGGGAGGAUAACUCGUCGUCGUCGUUAACAUAUUAUAAAGGGACGAUUAGAGAAACUUAAUUGCCAAAUGAAGGCGAUCGAUACCAUUCGAGUACUACUGAGCCUCAUGGGGUGAUAAGGUAAAUUGUAUUCCCCCUGCCCGUCCCCUUUCCCCAGUCCCCAGGCGAUGAAUAAAGAAUAAAGACCGGCCUCUUAUAUCUGUUCCCUGCAGAGUAUUCGGCAAGUUCGGCUAUGGCUUUGGGCUUCCCAAGAACUCCCCUUUCACACAUCAGUUCAGUGUAAAAAUCCUGGAAUUGAGGCAAAAAGGAUUUCUCAAACUAUUGAGGGAAAGGUGGCUUCAAGGAGUGUGUGAGACGACUUUGCAAGAAUCUUCAGGUAUGCAAAUGUAUGAACUUUGGAGUUCGUGCAAUCAGAGUAUUCAAUUUAGAGUUCAGGUUACGAUGUCAUUGCCGCAAGUGAAGGUCAUGUUCAUAUUUUCAGACACGUCCUUCACGGGAGACGUUUUGGUAUUUAAAGACAUGGCUGGUGCAUUUUAUGCUGUCUUCUUUGGCCUGGCUUUCAGCUUGAUUAUACUUCUGAUUGAAUUGACAUGGGCGGCGUACAAUGAUCACAAACAAGGCCAGGUGGGUUACAUAAGAAAUGAAUAAGCCUUCCGGAGCUUAUAUAGGUAAUGCUUUUGGAUUAUGUGUUUCGUUUUUUGUCGUUAAAUGUUUGUUGUUUUUGUUGUUGCUGUUCAUAUUUUGGCGAGGUUUGCUAUCCUUUCCAAAACGCUCGAUGCAGGCAGUCGAAGUUAGCCUUGAACUGAAUAUAAAUCAUAUCUCAUACAAUCACAUGGUAAACAAGACCAAACAUGAAGACUUCUGGGUAUGAUCCACGAGGAAGUCUAAGUAGCAUUAAUUGGCAAGGAUAAAUUAAAAGACUUGUUUCUCAAAUCAUUGAAUACUGCGGUAGUAAAGUGAUAAGGACAAGACACUCUCCAAGCUAGGCUCCUUUUCCACUUCCGGUAUCCUUGUUUUUUUCCGGUAUCCUUUUUAUUUCCGAUAUCCUCUUUAUUUUUUAAGAGAAAAAAAGCACAUCUAUGCUGGAGAAUCUCAAGAACAAUUAAUUCAUGUUUGGGAUAUUAACCGUUUACGGAAAUGACAGAUGAAUGGAGAAAGGCAAUAAUAACAUUUUGUCUACCCAAAACAGCCAGAAAAAAUUGGGAGAUUGUUACCUUUUCAAGUGUUUACUACGAUGGUGUUGUGAGUUAAUGUUAAAAAAAUGCAAGAUCAUAGUAGAAUUUGAAGUUGAAUUAAUAUUACUUUCCUUUUUUAAAGACUUUCAGCCUCGUACAAGGCUUUCAGGACAGAGUGGUAAAGUCUUGGAAAAACAAACGAGGAAAAUCUCUCAGUCGCUACAAGUAUAAUUCUAAAGCCGAUACCAACUGGAGUAUUGCUCUUCAACAGCUGCAGACACUGCUGCCUAAAAAGGAAGGGGUAGAGGACAAACCCAAAAUAGGAAACAGGGAUGAACUUCAGGCUAAAAGAGGUUUGCAACAAAACUACGAUGCAACAGAACAUGUUAACCAGCAUAAGAGCACACCGUCGGCCUAUAUAUAACGCACAUUGCAUGUCAGAGAACAUUCCGGGAUAAGCAAUGUUUUUUAUCGUAUCAAAUGCGGCUAGAUCAACAGCCCUGCUUUGGUUUCUUUUUUUCGCACUAGCGGAUAACUAUUUAUUAUCAUUAUCA
This is a messenger RNA of Pocillopora meandrina, 18885 nucleotides long. Lineage: Eukaryota; Metazoa; Cnidaria; Anthozoa; Scleractinia; Pocilloporidae. The record is from the annotation of a GenBank genome assembly.